CAGGAAGUGUAACUCUCGAAGACGAAUAAGACAGGAGGUUUUGCAAUAAUAGAUUGUCGCAACGUUUUUGCGUGAUUAUCAAAGGAGGGGAUCCCAAUGUGACAACUUCUCAGUCAGAACACAGGAUUUACUGCAUGUCCUCCGGAACUCAGCACACCACAGAACAUCAGGACGGGUAGGUGAAAGCAAAGUGGCACAAAAACAACCAAUCUAGUGUCGAGUGUUGUGGUUCAGACGUUUUAAACCGAAGAUGCGCGCCAGCAAAAGUGACCACACUGUGUCCAGCAUGGAGAUCGAGGACAGUUCCAAUGGCUACGCACCUCUCAUGGAAGAGAGAAUGUCCAAAGCGUUUUCCGGGGUACGGCAGCGGCCUGUGAGGGCGGCGGCGGCUUGUCUCGCGGUUCUGUGUGUUCUGCUUCUGCUUGCCAUCAUCGGCCAGGCGGUCCACAGCCGCAACAUCGCAAAGGACGACGAGCUGAAGCAAAAAACCCAAUCAACCGUGCAGAUGAAACUCCAGCAGGCUGUCAACGACGCCGCCCUGCAGAAGAAAGGACUGGCGGCCAGCCAGGCCCAGCUGCAGGAAGAGUGUAACUACCUCACCAGCCAGAAGAACCAGCUGCAGACCAACAACGACAUCCUGCAAAGAGAGGCAGAAACCUUGAGAGCCGGUCAGAGUAAGCAACAGGCCGACACGUCCGCCCUCACCAAGGAGAGAGACCAACUGAAGGCCAGCGAGAGCCAACUGCAGAGCAGCAACGCAGAGUUGACCAAAGCCAACGACUUCUUGAAGAAGAGCUACGAGAGCCAGUCUCAGAAGGUGACCGAGAUGCAGCGGACGACCGCCGAGCUGGAGAGACGGCGCGACGAGCUGCAGGACCAGAACGCCCUGCUGAAGCACGUCUCGGAGCAGCUGAGGUACAACUUCACCGCGCUGCUCACCAUGGUCAAGAACCUCCGGUUCAGCCAGGACAUCUCGGCCCAGGAGAAGGAGAAGAUGAGGAGCAGCCACGACGUGGUGCUGGAGCAGCGGGACCAGCUGAACACCAGCCUCCUGGUGCUGGAGGCGACCACCAGGCAGAUACAGGACGGCUACACGGCGAUGACGAGGGAACGGGACGAGCUGCAGGCCGCCACGGCCAACCUGACCACCGCCAGGGACCUGCUGGUGGCUCAGAACCAGAACCUGACCGCCGAGAGAGACCUGCUGCUGGCCCAGGGGGGGAGCCCAGCAGCCGGGUGUCCCUACGGCUGGCAGACGCACGAGCAGAGCUGCUACUUCGCCUCCACCAUAGAGAAGACCUGGGAAGAUAGCCAGAUAUACUGUGUUCAGCAAGGGGCCAACCUGAUCAUGGUCACGAACUCAGCGGAAAUGAGUUUCCUGAACAGCAUUGUGGAGCUCGGAGGAGAAGUCUGGAUCGGCCUGACCGACAAUGGCAAAGAGGGCCAGUGGAUGUGGGUGGACGGGACCAGGAUGACUACAUCGUUUUGGGCUAAAGGCCAGCCUAACCAGCAUUUGGCGAUAGAUCAAGACUGUGUGGAAUUCUGGUCGAGUUCGUCGACGCAUGGCAGUUGGAAUGACGAGGCGUGUAGUAUAAAGGCGAAGUGGGUGUGCAAAAAGUAACGUGACAGCACCGUUCACAUGGAAUUGGGUCAGACUACACCUACGCCUUAAACAUCUUAGAGCUUUAUGCUUUGUCACACUUCUUUCAACAGCGUUGAAAGAAGGUACUAAAAUAUAAGUAGAAAUACAUGCUUGUGUUACUAUAAAUGUUUGUUAUGCCAUGUUUUCUUAUUAUAAUCAAUACACAAUUUUUGUUUUUGUCUCAAAUUAAGUAUCGUAAUUCACUCAAAUCAACAAAUGUCUCCUCAUAUGCUAUUUGUGAAACUGCAAUUACAUAUAGUCACUAAAAGCAUU
This is a messenger RNA of Gadus macrocephalus (Pacific cod), 1915 nucleotides long. Its product is annotated as C-type lectin domain family 10 member A-like. NCBI's taxonomy places the organism in Eukaryota, Metazoa, Chordata, Actinopteri, Gadiformes, Gadidae. The record is from RefSeq and is a predicted model, not a curated record. The transcript is spliced from 7 exons. Bases 251 to 1621 code for a protein of 456 amino acids.